Molecule: messenger RNA, 4556 nt
Organism: Myodes glareolus (Bank vole)
Lineage: Eukaryota; Metazoa; Chordata; Mammalia; Rodentia; Cricetidae
Gene: Exoc3l4
Product: exocyst complex component 3 like 4
Biological process (GO): exocytosis; exocyst localization
Cellular component (GO): exocyst
Molecular function (GO): SNARE binding
Source: RefSeq, a predicted model, not a curated record
GCGUCACAGCCUCCCUGCCGUCGUUAUUCUUGGGGCUUUGGCGGAUAGGGGAUGACCCAGUCCUAGCAAGUGGGGAGGAAGGAUGUGGUUUGUUCUGGAGAAAAACUGAGACAGUAGGGGCUGGUACAGCCCUUCUAGGUUAGCAAAGGAUAGAAGCAAGUCUGGGAAACUGGGAAGUCUAGACCUAGCCUCAUGGUCACAGCUAGAGUUGCCCAUGGUGAUUUUCUCUGCCUCUGCCGCCCUGCAGUUGGGACUGUAGCUUGACCGGGAAAGAGAUGAACCCAGGGUCCGUACUGUCCUGGAUCUGCAGGAUCAUGGAGCUGAGUACCAAGCUUCAGUCAGGGAGUGGCCGCAGUGGAGAGAGGAGAUGGAGAGCCAGGGAUGGGCCUUGUGACCAAUAGAGGGAAGGCAUGGUGGUGAAGUCCACAGAUCAGCCCAGAGGGCACCAGAAUGACACCUAGGCAGGCCAGCCUCACGUGGGGCACCCAUUCACACUGCAUAGUCCAUACUUCUGAGCUGUGCUCUGAGAUGAAAGAGAAGGGAGACAGACAGACAGACAGACUCUCAAGCCUGGAAGAAACUACAUCACAGUAGGGACAGUCCUGAGGGGCCUCUGAACAGAUGGCACAAAGCUGAGAAUUUCUUGGAGGCAGGGGACUCGCUGGGUCCUGAAAGCCAGGUCUGAUUUGGAGACCAAAGAGAGAAGGGAUCAGGAGGGGACGCAGCUUGGGGGAGGGGUCGAAAACUGCACAUUCAGCAGGAUUGAGGGGUCCCAUGGGCAAACAUGCAGACCAGGAGUGAGGCAAAGAAAGAUCAGUCCAGAAGGUUGGGGGAAUUUGAAUGCCCAGCUAUGGGGCUCAGGAUGGCUUGAGGAUGCCAGGGAGUCAGAGAAGGUUUUAAAACAGGGUAGUGACCUAUUUGGGUUGGGGGAGGUCAAGAAUGGUUUGGGUAGCUGCUGAGAGCCACAGAGCCAAAAAGUGGCAUGACCGUAGCCAGAGAGGCUGACCACAGCCAGAGAGGCUGUUUGGUGGCCUUGGCGGCCCUAUAGUGCAGACCUGGUUUUAUAUGAGGGUGAUUGAACAGCCUGAGUGAGUCCAAAGACUCCUUAUAACCCGCCAUGAAAUUCACGUGUUCCAGCUGUUCUUCCUUAUCCAGAAUCUGUCCCCAGACUCCCCUGCAAGGACUGCCAAGUCCGACUCCUGCCUUGGGGUCCUCACAGGGAAAAGAGCUCUUUGGUAGCACCCAGUCCUCUAGUGCUCAUGAGCACAUACUAAUCACCCUUUGUCCCUAGCUUCUGGGGAGACCUGGUUGGGCCAGGCUGAAUGGCUUGAGGCUGGACCCUUCCCUCUCUAAGCACCUGGUUUCUCAAAUGGGGCAGAUAAAGCUCCCCAACUUUGUUAUCAUGGGGAUCAGACCUUUGUCAGCACUGAACUGAACACACGGGCAGUGCUUAGUAAACAAAGCUGAGCUCUCUCUCCCCAGUCAAGGUAGGACCCCCACCUUGUCCUUUCCCAGCACCCCUGGGAGAACACAACAGGGGCCCGUGCGUCUCCCAUACUAGGUGCUGAAGGGCUCCAUUGAGGGAGGAGGCCAGAGUUUGCUGUGUAUGGGUCAGGUCUGUGUGGAGCUAGGUCCCUGAACUGGGUGCCAGGGCAGGAUAAUGACCUGUGACCAGGGUGGGGCUGAUAAGGCCACGACCAAUCACUUGAGCCUCUCUCCUUCCUUGAAGCUACUGGUGGCCUCUGGAGCUCCAGAAAUGUAGGACUCAGCUGACUCUGUCAGAUACCUUGCUGGAGGGCUCAAAGCGUAGGAGCUGGCCCCUGUCCAGCAUGCCUUAAGUCCCAGGAAAGCGCAGUUCCUUCCUGACUCACCCAGGGAUCUGGCCCUAGCUUCUACUUGGAUUUGUCCUGGCUGUGUGGUGAAGAUAAGUGGCUGGGUGCCUGCGGCUAGGGCCCUAGGGCACAUCGUACCCUCCUCCAGCUCCACAGAGUCUCGGAAGGGAAUGCUUCUUAAGGAGGUUCCUGUUUGAGCAGAAGCGAUCCUGCCUUUUGUGCUGACAGAGGUUUCCUGCUGCCAAGAUGCCAUUGCCAUGGACAGUGACCGCUGGGCCAGAGCUCCAAAGCCCCAAGGAGCCUGGGAAGCCACAGACCCUAGCUCAGGGCACCCGGAAGUCCAACAGUAUGAAAGUGCCAAGCAUUCACCACGGGGACACUCUGAAACCCAGCCUGGGCUCUCUGAAGCGGACCUUCCUCCGGAACAGCCUGCCAGCUUCUACCCACAAACCUAAGGAGGACCAGGGCCUAAUCAAGCGAAGUUCCCGCCUGUUACGGUCCUUGAGACGGGCCCUGGAUGAAGGCCUAGCUGCUGGGCACCCUCAAGUUCCUGCAGUGACAGAGAAGCCUUCCAGUGUCACUGAUGGUAUCAGUCGGCAGGCAUCCACCGGGAUGGGACCUGAGGAUCUGGAACUCCAGGAAGAAAGCAAAUCCGUGACAGACCUCAUCACUGAGAGGCAAUUAGUGAAGGCCUUCGAACAGUUGCGGUUCCUGGAGACGCGGCUGGUAGCAGACAAAACCUCACGCACCUUUGCUCAGGACCCCACCGCUUAUGCACGGCGUGCUAUGGACGUUUGCCUACAUUACGACGGAAUAGCCGCGGAGAUCGGAGCCAUUGUGCGCGAGGCGCUGGGUUCCGAAGGCGUAGAUGGAGAGGCUCUAGCCGAACUGGCCCAAGUGGUAAACUUGGAAGAGGAGGCCCACCAGGCCCCCCAAGCCGAAGGUGACUUCUUGAGUACGCCCCGCCAAUGGCGUCGACACUGGGAGGACGCGGUGCUGCGCAGCGCCCAGGAGCGCGUGCAGCAGGCUGGCGUCAAAGUCACCCCAGGGGCUGCGGAGGGCUCUUCCGACCUAGCCCAGCUUCUGGCUGAACUCGGUGGCGUGGUUCGCCGUGACCUACAGAAGGUGCGAUUAGAGAUACAGCCCGCUUACAAAGCCACCGAUUUCCCAGUGUGGGAGACCUACUUGCGUGCCUUUCACAGCGCGGUGGCCCAGCGUCUGCAGGAGCUGGCGCGAGACGCCCGCGGCUGUGAGCAGCUCUAUGUGCUGUUAGACUGGGCCGCCAAUGUGUACGGCAGUCCUGACUUCCUAGGCGCCCCAGACUUGACACUGCCCACCGAACCGCUGCCCCCACUCCUAGAGCCUGCUUUGUGGGCCCGACUGGAAAGUGACUACACUAACUUCCUAGAGACAAAGAUCACAAGCUGUUUUGAUAGCAUCUUGCAGCUGGAGCAGAGUCGCUGGGAAGCCGGCGAGGAGCUGGAAGUGCUACAGGGCCUCUACCAUACGCCCCUGUCCAUCGAUGUGCACAUGCUCGUGGCUGAGCACGUGAAGGCGGCCGGCGCUAUCUCCUCGGAGCUGGAGGCCACCACCCUGCAGAUCUGCGCACGUGCGCUCUGCCUCUUUGUGCCCAGGUUUGAAAAGGCAUUUCUGGCGUCAAAGGCGGUGAGCGAGUGCUACCUGGGCGCUUACAUUAACGCUUUUGUGGAGAUGAGAACCAGUCUUCUGGCCAGGUUCCCAGGAACCGUAAAGGAACUGGAGAAACCCCUUGUGGCUGCCACCAAUAGCUUCCAGAAGCACCUGAUCCAGAUGACACAGCAAGACAUACAGCCACUAUUCAAGAUGCUAUAUACCAAGAACUGGCUCACACAGGACACACUGCGUCCCCUCAUGGACAAGGUGGUGGACUUUGCACAUCAUCUUGAACAUGUGACCCCGCUACUGGCACAGGAGACUCUGCAGGAGGUUCACCGUUUUGUGAUCCGCGAGUACCUGGGGCAGGUGCUGAGGCCCCAUGAGAGGUUCAGUGGCCUGGAUCGUGUGAACGGCUCCCAUAAGAUGAGCCUGGAUGCCCAGGCCAUUAGCAACACUUUCCAGGGCUUGGGCUCUGAAGCCAAGUGGUUGGACCAAGCCAUCCUGAGCGUGGCUGAGAUCCUGGGUGAGACCUACAAAGACGACAUCCAGCGGCACCUGGAGACACUUAUACGCAGCUACCCAGACAUCAGGCGUGACCAUGUACUGGCCAUUCUGGCGCUGCGUAGACUCGGUCGCCGUAGGAAUCAUAAUCUGUUGCAACACACCCAAGACUUGCUGAGGGCAGCGCCUGAGAUCAGGCCCUCCCCACGACGUGUGCUCUUUGAAGAGAUCGAAGUGCCCACCUCUGUGGACGUGCUGAUCACAUGCAUCUAGGACUGAAUGGCAGGCAGAAGACGGGUAGGCGGAGGGUCUGUCACCCUCCCCGUGACUGACCCCAAGAAGGAAGCCCAGUGAGUCACUCUGGCUCUACCCGCAGCUAUGAAGCCUGGAGUCAUGGAAUUUUUGGUCUCAGUUAGGGGGAGUCAAGAGUGGAAGAAUUCCAGGCAUUUGUGGGGGAGUCUUUUGGGGUGGCUGAGGCUCCUUCCAGGAUUUCAGGCCAGGAGGGUUUCCUUUUCUAACUGCCCGGUGUAUUUCUGCUAUAGAAAGUAGCUGAGUAUUCUAAAAAUAAAUGUGAAUUAAAAUAGUGCC